Molecule: messenger RNA, 324 nt
Organism: Bactrocera tryoni
Lineage: Eukaryota; Metazoa; Arthropoda; Insecta; Diptera; Tephritidae
Product: glycine-rich RNA-binding protein 1-like
Exons: 1
Coding region: 1-324 (107 amino acids)
Source: RefSeq, a predicted model, not a curated record
AUGGUGGCCGCUAGAGGAGGUGGCGGUGGCGGUGGCGGAGGUGGUGGACACGGUGGUGGUCAUGGUGGAUUUGGUGGUGGUCAUGGUGGAUUUGGUGGCGGACGUGGUGGAUUUGGUAUUGGUCGUGGAGGUUUUGGUGGCAGAGGAUUUGGUCGCGGUGGUGGCGGCGCCAUUUUUGGACCAGGAUUUGGCAGAUUUUAUGGUGGCGGUUAUCGAGGUUAUGGUCGAAGAGCGCCCGUUGUUGUUGGUGGAGUGGGCGUUGUGGAGUAUGAGCGGCCCUACUGUUAUUACCAUCCUUGGGCGUGUUAUGAUUACUACUACUGA